Gossypium arboreum is the source of this 817-nucleotide messenger RNA. RefSeq names its product agamous-like MADS-box protein AGL80. The coding region runs from base 116 to 607 and encodes 163 amino acids. Lineage: Eukaryota; Viridiplantae; Streptophyta; Magnoliopsida; Malvales; Malvaceae. Gene Ontology annotation, biological process: positive regulation of transcription by RNA polymerase II. The record is from RefSeq and is a predicted model, not a curated record. Gene Ontology annotation, molecular function: RNA polymerase II cis-regulatory region sequence-specific DNA binding; DNA-binding transcription factor activity, RNA polymerase II-specific; protein dimerization activity. The transcript has a single exon.
GAGGACAAGUGAUGCAUCCCUUCUUCUCUACAAUCCUCUAAUAUCCAUAUAUAAGCGUACACACUGUUGGCGUAACAUGCAACCAAAUACAUAGAAACUGAGACUUCAAUUCUCCAUGUCUAGAAAGAAAAUGAAGCUUGCCUACAUUACCAAUGAUUCAAAAAGGAAAACUACCUACAAGAAAAGAACCAAGGGUUUGGUGAAGAAGGUGCAUGAACUCACUACCCUUUGUGGGAUUGAGGCUUAUGCUAUUAUCCACUCUCCUGAUUUCGACUCUCAACCAGAGGUAUGGCCAUCCCACGUGGAUGCCCGAAGGUUGCUUUCCGAGUUCAAGAAGUUGCCCGAGUCGAUACGAAACAAUAAGAUGGUUAACCAAGAGAGUUUCCUCGAGCAAAGCAUAGCCAAAGCUAAUCAGCAGCUCUGGAAACUAUGCAAGGAGAACCGCCAGAAAGAGUUGAAAAAAGUCAUGUUCGAAAGCUUGAGUGGAAAAGGGAUAUUUCAAAGUUUGAAUGCGAUGGACUUGAAUGAGGUAGGUUUGUUGGUUAAUCAAAACUUGAAGGAUAUUGAAAAUAGAGUUCGUGUGCUUACUAAAGCGUCUCGUUCCUAAGGAUGUUAUUUGCAGUGCUCUCUAGAUCUAGUGCCUUCUUUUUCUUGGGAUAUAUAGGUGUAUCAAAUUCAAUUUUUGCUUGUGUUAUGUCGACCAAAUAUUGUAGUCGUUUACCUUUUGAAUUUAAUAUGGUUCAAUAAAUUACAUAGAAUUUGAAUAUUUUAUGUGGCUAUCGUCUUUGUAGUAAUCGAAAUAUAUCAUUUCCCCCAU